Messenger RNA from Exophiala bonariae, 1002 nucleotides. RefSeq lists its product as uncharacterized. The record is from RefSeq and is a predicted model, not a curated record. The transcript has 4 exons. Gene Ontology annotation, molecular function: 4-hydroxy-tetrahydrodipicolinate synthase activity. Lineage: Eukaryota; Fungi; Ascomycota; Eurotiomycetes; Chaetothyriales; Herpotrichiellaceae. Bases 1 to 1002 code for a protein of 333 amino acids.
AUGGGCUCACUCGCACCCCGCCAGCCGGCUCGAGCAUUUCCACCAGGGAUCCACGUCCCAUCGCUAACGUGGUUCAAAGACGAUGAUGCCCAGACGAUUGACUGGUCUCUACAGGAAAGCCACGUGAAAUUUCUAAUCGAGGCUGGUCUGCACGGCAUCGUGAUUGCUGGCACCAACGGUGAAGCUGCGGCACUGUCCAGCGAGGAGAAAUACGAACUUGUGCGCCGAACACGUCAAAUCGCCAGUUCACUUGGAAAGCCCGAUUUACCGGUGACGGUGGGCUGCAACGGCGGCUGCACUCGCGCCGUGAUCAAAGAUACGGUUGCGGCAGCGGCAGCCGGAGCGGAUUUUGCCCUGACGCUCGUCCCCAGCUACUUCCACUUUGCGCUGGACGACGCCGCCAUCAAUGAGUUUUUCCUGGAGGUCGCCGAUAAGUCGCCCGUUCCGAUAGUGAUCUACAACUUCCCGGGCGUCGUGAGUGGGCUGGACGUCAACAGUGAGAUGCUGGAUGUGCUGGGCCAGCAUCCGAAUAUCGUCGGUGUGAAGUUGACUUGCGGUGGGAUUGCGAAGGUCGCCAGGGUAAGUGCCAAGUUCGGCGCCUUUCAGGACGAGUCCGAGACGGGCGAGUUCAGGGCGUUGGCUGGUCAGAGUGAUUGGCUCGUGCCGGCUCUUGAUGUGGGAGGUUCUGGUUGUAUCACUGGUUUGGCGAAUCUUUUCCCCAAGGCUUGUUUGGAGAUGUAUGAGCUUUGGCUGGCAGGGAAGAGUAAGGAGGCCAACAAGCUUCAAAUCGAGGUUUCGAAAACCGAGAUCGGGUUUGGGAGGGCUGGAAUCAAUGGCACGAAAUGGAUUGUUGCCCAUCUGAGAGGUUACUCAGAAGGCUCGUCGCACUGCAGAAGACCAUAUCCAAAGUUCAGAGACGACAAGAAGAAAGCAUGGUUGCUGGAAAAGAUGACACCGUGCACCGCUAUUGAGAAUACGUUGUUGAAAAGAGUUGGCUCAUAG